This is a messenger RNA of Rosa rugosa (rugosa rose), 1548 nucleotides long. RefSeq lists its product as uncharacterized. NCBI's taxonomy places the organism in Eukaryota, Viridiplantae, Streptophyta, Magnoliopsida, Rosales, Rosaceae. The transcript has 8 exons. Bases 146 to 1150 code for a protein of 334 amino acids. The record is from RefSeq and is a predicted model, not a curated record.
GAUUUGUACCAAAAAAGAAGAAGAGGCAACCUUGCUGAUGGCUGAAAAACCAUGACUCCAUGAGUGAUGAGCCCAAAACAAAACAAAACAAAAACAUUUUUUCUCGAAUAGAUAAGAGUGAAGUGGCAAUAGAAGACCGUAAGUAAUGGCUCUCUCAACGAAUUGCCUGCUUCUCCUACCCAAACUACUCGCUCCAACUCAAACUCAGUCGCCGGCCACUUUUCAUUUCAAUCAUUCCCGGCCUUAUAACCAUAGCUCUACAGCAGAGUCCUCUGUUUCGCUUUGGUUGCAUAAUGAGAAUCCAAAAUUCAAGACUAACUCAGCCAAUGCAGAUAAGCAAGAAGUGGAAGUGAACAAGGAAGAAGAAGAAUAUCAAGUACUAACAGCUAUAAGAAGCAGUUACAAUGAAAUUGUAAUCGUGGACACUGCUCAAGCAAGAAUGUUGCUUCUUGACUCUACUCAUAAUGUGCAUAGUAUUCUUUACAAGCACCAGAAAUGGACUAAUUCGUAUUGGGAUGAGUUUGCUAGCUUGCCUCCUAUUGUCCCAGAAGGUCCUAUUGCCAUUUUGGGCUUGGGUGGAGGAACAGCUGCGCAUUUGAUGCUCGACUUGUGGCCGUCUUUGCAGCUUGAAGGUUGGGAGAUUGAUGAAAUUUUGAUUCACAAAGCAAGAGAAUAUUUUGGGCUGUCGGAUCUUGAGAAGCAUUCACAUGCUGGUGGCAUACUUAACAUCCAUAUUGGUGAUGCAUUUUCUCCUUCAGUUCGUAUUUCUGGAGGAUAUGCUGGCAUCAUUGUUGACUUGUUUUCUGAUGGAAAAGUUCUGCCACAGUUGGAGGAGGUCACUACUUGGUUGGAAUUGAAGAAUCUGCUGAUGCCCAAAGGUCGUCUUAUGGUGAAUUGUGGUGGCAUAGAUGGCACUGAUGUAAAUAAUGGAAUAGUUCAUCCAAACAAUACUGAUGACAGUUGGGUAUACAAUCCGGCUAUCAAGGCAUUAUCUGAAGCUUUCCCCGGACAAGUAAGCUGGAAGAAAAUGCCAGCAAAUUUUGGUGCAAAUUAUCUUGGACUGACUGGACCUUUGCCUGAGUUUACUUCGUGGUCUGCUGCAGUACCAGGCCCCUUGACUGCCAAUGUGAAGCAAUGGAGACCAUGCUAACCUGUUCAUUGAUGGAACCUAUAGCUUGUUAUAAAUUUAUCAGAGAGCUCAUUAUGAUUUUGAUUUAGCCGGUCGAAGUUGUAUUCAACACUCAAAACCCACCAUCCAUGUUCUUGGAGAUCAUUGCCACAAAGGGUGACAAAGCAUGUGAUUUAUCCCAAAGAAUGCUGUACCUUCUAUGGUUUAUUCCAAUCGCUAUAGGUUGAAAUAACCUACACAAUUAGUCUAAGAUGUAUGCCUCAAGACGUUAGCAUCCAUGUUCUUGGACAGCAUCUGUAGCAUAUGCUUACAAUUAAUUGGUUUUGAGUUCUGAUUCUAUGGCGUAAGACGUAUACACCAUAGAAUCAGACGUAUCAUCUGUAUCUUCCAUAAUACUUGCUAAGUAGAACUAUUUGCUC